UAAUUUGUGCAUAUGCUUUCAUGUGUUCAAUAGAAAUGGCUGAGUUUAGUGAAGUGUGGCAGUUCCCUGAAGUAUACACUCCUCAGGUUGUACCUCAGUCCAAUGUACUGCCCCUCACUGGGUCAAGUACUUGCAGCAGUUCUAAUCAUGGUCCUUUAAGCCCAACUGGUUACUACUCAUAUUUUGACGGCAGUGUCUUUACUGACACUAGUUCCUCCUUCAUGAAUGAGAUGAACAGCAUUGAAUCAGUAACUUCAAACAGUACAGCCAGUUAUUUAGAGGACUUUAGUGUAUCAAUGGAUUCUUCUGAUGGAAGUAGAAAGUUCAUUCAAACUGCUGACAAGGAGAAGCACCUCAUCAUUAAAAAGGAUGUCAACUUUGCUUUGUCUUUCUCAUCUGAUACUCCCUUACCUCCUAAUGGUCUCAUAAGAGCAUUGCUAACAUCAGCUGCUGUGAAUCCACUACUCUGUUGUAAGGCUGACAUCACUGAGGAUUAUUUAGGUAACAGGUUUAUGGUUUGCUGCACUGAAGGAGCUAAGUAUACUGAGUGGAAAGGGCAGCAUUCUAUUGAUAUACUAGUAUCAGAUCUACCUGAAACUUCCUGUAAACCUUUUGCUGUUUUUAAGUUUCGAUGUCAGUCAUCUCAUCUGCCGCGUCUCCAUAGCAAACUGACUUUGGAAUUUUACUUAUUUGAGAGGAACACUACUGCCCCUAUUGGUUAUGAUUCUAUCAGCGUUAAGAUAACCCCAUGCAUUGGGAGAGAAUCAAAGAAACUCCUUUCUAUAUUAAAGCCAAUACCAGCUGCUUUUCCUCCAAGUUCUAGAAAGCAAAAGCUCACAGCAACAACUCCUUCAGAUGCAGACACACCUGCUGUUCCUCCUCUUCCUGAGGGAGUGCUGGACUUUACAGCAGAGAAUCCUCCUGAUAAAGAUGGCUACUAUCAUUUUUCAUGGUCUGGAAAGGACAAGCUCAUUUUCAAUUUACUGACUGCGAUUAAAAAAUCCAGUGAAAUUGAUUAACAAGUAUCACUUAUUAUUUCCAUUACAUCACUUUUCAUUAAUCAUUUCAUCACUUUUGUUGUUAGCACAAUCGAUUAUUAUUAUUAUAA
Molecule: messenger RNA, 1108 nt
Organism: Amphimedon queenslandica
Lineage: Eukaryota; Metazoa; Porifera; Demospongiae; Haplosclerida; Niphatidae
Exons: 9
Coding region: 21-1019 (332 amino acids)
Biological process (GO): regulation of DNA-templated transcription
Cellular component (GO): nucleus
Molecular function (GO): DNA-binding transcription factor activity; transcription cis-regulatory region binding
Source: RefSeq, a predicted model, not a curated record